Hordeum vulgare subsp. vulgare (domesticated barley) is the source of this 2092-nucleotide messenger RNA. RefSeq lists its product as uncharacterized. Bases 107 to 1900 code for a protein of 597 amino acids. The record is from RefSeq and is a predicted model, not a curated record. The transcript is spliced from 4 exons. Lineage: Eukaryota; Viridiplantae; Streptophyta; Magnoliopsida; Poales; Poaceae. Gene Ontology annotation, molecular function: RNA binding; translation initiation factor activity. Gene Ontology annotation, biological process: translational initiation.
AGAAUCACAAAAUAGCUCUCUGUGCGCACUCGUCCAUUCGGCGACUAGUCGACGCAGCUGACGCCACGACGCGGCGGCGGCGCUUGUUCCCAUCGCCGCCACCGCCAUGGCCGAGGGCGCCGACACGGUCCGCGCGCCCGCCGACGCGGAGCCUACGGAGAAGGGAGAGACCUCAGGCCCCGAAUCCGGUGCCGACGAUGACUCCGCCGCGCCCCAGCCGGUGGAGCCCACCUGGGCUUUCUGGAUCGGCGACCCGCAGGAGGAGUCCGCCGGCCGGAGGAACACAGUCCACACCUUCUCCACCGUCGACGACUUCCGGAGCCUUUACAAAAAUGUCAUCCACCCUAGUAAAUUGUCUGUGGGAGCCGACCUUCAUUGCUUCAAGAAUAAGACUGAACCGAAAUGCAAAGGCGCCAUAUGUGCCAAAGGAGGUGCAUGGACCAUCAGUUGUGACGAAGGGAAAUCACAACCAUUGUGGUUGCAUACGCUACUUGCAUUGAUUGGUGAGCAAUUCGAAUAUGAUAAUGAAAUUUGUGGAGCGGUCCUUAGCGUGCGUGGGCGGCAGGAGACAAUAGCUAUAUGGACUAAAGAUGCUACUAAUGAAGCUGCUCAGCUAAGCAUUGGCAAGCAGUGGAAGGAAUUUUUGGAGUACAAGGACUCAAUUGAGUUCAUUCAUGAUAGUGAUGCACCGGCAGUACAAUGCUGGUCCUCCACGUUUCCCGAUGAUCCCCUUGACGUCAUCUACAACAAGGUCCCCAAUCACUGUAGCCGUGUGCGCUUUGCUGCCGUCUGCAGGUCAUGGUGCACUGCAGCUUCGCGGCACCCUGCUCUGCCUGAACUCCCGUGGCUGCUCCUCUCGCCACGUGACCGUGAUACAACGAAGCGCCUCUACUGUCCUGAGGACAGCAAGAUCCUGCAUAUCUCACUCCCGAGUGAUUUCAUCGGCAACUGGUUCGUUGGCAGUCAUGAUGGUGGCUGGGUUGCCUCGUUCGAGCCACCCCCAUUCAGGAUCGUGAACAUCUUCUCCAGUGUAGAGGUGGUGCUCUCCGAGAAGCAGAAGGGGAUCAUUUGCUCAGGCCGCCUUGGCCAGAUCAUCAUUUGGAAAAUCAUUUUCUCCAAACCACCCACUUCGAGUGACUGUAUCCUCGCAGCCAUCACCGACAAUCAUGGCAUCGCGCUCUGCAGGAUUGGGUGUCCGAAUGGUGGGUGGACGACAAAAGGUCAUGUAAGCCAUACGAUGGUGCUUGCAGACAUCGCCUUUUGUGACGGUGAUCUCUAUGGCCUCACACGAGACAGAUGGGAACUUGUCAAGUUUGAGAUCGACACUGACGAAGAUGGCGCACCCAUGGUCGUAGCUGUGGAUCGGCUGGUUGUCACCCCCGUGCACCAGCAGCCCCCUAGUGUCUGGGCCAACCGGGUGGAUGCUGGCUACAUUUUUGAGCUACAUGGCAAGCUUGCGACCGCGGUGAGGUCCCCAUGGUCACCCAAUCUCAGACCUUUCUUCAGAGUGUUCGAACUUGUUGACAUGGACGCCAGCGAGGGGAUGGCACGUGGCACGCACAAGUGGGCAGAGGUGUUGAGCUUGGGUGACUUUGCCCUAUUCCUAGGCCCAAACUGCUCCAAGGCGGUGCAUGUGUCAGCAGACAAGCACGGCGGUGUGAAGAGAAACCACAUCUACUAUUCGUACCAUCGCCGCUUAGCGCAGAAGGAGAUCCAUCUCAGCAGUGACCUGGUGUUCCUGACAAGGUCGAACAAUGAGGGUGAUUCUGUGUACUACAGGGAAGACGGCGAAGCUUUCGCCGCAGCAGCCGUGGGCGACAUUGAUAGGAUCGGGGCAGUAGGAUACUAUGUCAGGGGUGGCCCUAAUCCUCCAAUGUGGCUUCUCCCUCCAGAUAUCUGAUUUAGUUUUUAGUAUAGUGGUUGUUUUUUUACUUUGCUGCUACAAAUGCCUGAAAAUUGUAACAUUCGCUGUUAACCGUUAAUGCUUUAUGAGUUGAACCAUGGUUGUGCUUAGAACAACUUUAGUUUGGCAGGUGGGAGAGAUGAUGGAGUGUAUUAUAUUUUUAUUCAUAAUGCGGUAAUUUGAUGGUCC